UCAACCACAUUAUCAAUAUCAUUCAUUCAUUGCAAAUCGCUGAAGAGGAUUAUUUCUAGUAAUAUUCUCAUAAAAUUGAACAAAAGUGCAGUAAACGUAUCUCUAGUAGGUUGGUAAAUCGUUUCUGGGAAGAUCUUUUGAUCGUGUUUCAACUUUCACCGAUACCUUUAUCCGUUAGAAAAGAAGUACUUAAAUGAAUGUACCUAGGGUGGACCCUUUUCUUCGAAAUUCUUACCUAAUUACUUGGGGACAACCUAUAUAAGAAAAUGGAUCCUUCAUUUCAAACCAUUUCUAGUUGUGAGCAGGUCCUGUCACAAACCAUAAGCGUAUACCUCCCUAGUGGCUGUCUUCAUUUCAAGUUCCAGUAGAAUUCACAUUUUUGUUGAAGAUGCCUUUAAUCAAUUUACAAUCAUCCGAAGGGGAUGUAUUCUCAGUCGAAGUCGAGGUUGCCAUCGUUUCUUUGACCAUCAAAACAAUGUUGGAUACCUUAGGUAUGGAGGGCAUAGAAUACGAAAUUGUGCCUUUGCCGAACGUAGACUCAGACACUCUAGCGAGGGUGAUAGAUUGGUCAACCUACCAUCAGAAUGAUCCGCCACUUGAGGAAGAUGAUGAAUUCUACCUUUGCGACUGGGAUUAUCAGUUUUUAGAUGUCGACACGGAAACAAUAUUCAAUCUUGCAAGAGCUUCCAAUUACCUCGAUAUUCCAAGUCUGCUCGAGGCUACUAGUGUGGUUAUGGCAGAAAGAAUGUCGUGGAUGUCACCACAUGAAGUUAGUGCCACUUAUAAAAUCAUGACAAACUCUUAA
Molecule: messenger RNA, 805 nt
Organism: Coccinella septempunctata (seven-spotted ladybird)
Lineage: Eukaryota; Metazoa; Arthropoda; Insecta; Coleoptera; Coccinellidae
Product: S-phase kinase-associated protein 1-like
Exons: 2
Coding region: 389-805 (138 amino acids)
Biological process (GO): SCF-dependent proteasomal ubiquitin-dependent protein catabolic process
Cellular component (GO): nucleus; cytoplasm
Molecular function (GO): cullin family protein binding
Source: RefSeq, a predicted model, not a curated record